AUGAACGAAUCUCCAAACACCAUUCCUCCCCUAUUCAGAUGCCCCAUAAGUUUAGACUUGUUGGAAGAUCCUGUAACCUUGUGCACAGGCCAAACCUAUGACAGGUCAAACAUAGAAAAAUGGCUUGCUGCUGGUAACCUCACAUGUCCAGUCACAAUGCAAAAGCUUCACGAUCCAUCCAUUGUUCCCAACCACACUCUUCGCCACUUGAUCGAUCAGUGGCUUCAACUGGGUCCCCUGUUCGACCCUGCUAACCCUGAAACUUCAACUUUUGACUCCUUAGCUUCUCUCAAGCGCAACCUUGAAUCCCAUGAAAGCAGCUUAGAAAACAAGCUGCGAGCACUUAGGAAAAUCAGUCUCUUAUCUGAUGAGUAUUGCUCCUUUAACAAAUCAUGCUUCCUUCAAUUGAACUUCCUACCACUGCUUUUGAAACUAGUUUUUGGAACUCAAGUAUCAAUAAAUCACAUGAUCAACUUCAUAGAGCUAGCACUUUGUUGCAUUCAGAAAUUGCUGCCACUUGGUAGUUUGGAGCCUCUAAAUGUGAUCAAAGAUGGGUCUAAAUUAGCCACGUUUGUGCUACUAUUUGAGAAGGGGACUAACUCGGUUAAGACUGGCUUGUGCUGUAUUAUAGACUCGGCAUCUUCGUCAUCUGAGACAGUGGAUCUAUGUUAUACUCUUGGAAACACUCACAAACUAGUGCACGAGAUUGUUCAAGUUGUUAACCAAAAUUACGAAGUUUCUGGGGAUGCAAUUAAAGCCAUGUCAGCACUAUGUUCAUUGCAAUCCAACAGAGGGAGUUUGGUGAGAGGAGGAGCAAUAGAUGGUAUCAUGAGAUACAUCUCAUCAGAAAGAAGAAACAUGACCCCACUUGCAGUGAGAAUAGUUGAGAAACUUAUGGGGCUGGAAAGUGCUAAAGUGGCAUUGGUGAAUCACCCUAAUGGUGUUCAAACUUUGGUUAAUAUGGUUUUCAGGGUAUCAGAUCAAGAAUGCAGCGAGAGUGCUGUGGAGGUGCUUUUAGUUGUUUGUGGUGAAUUUGAGCGUGCAAAAGACAAAGCCAUGGAAAGUGGAGUUUUGACUCGGUUGCUAUUGCUCCUGCAGAGUCAGUGUAGUAACACAACAAAAUCAAAGGCACGAAUGCUUCUCAAAUUGCUAAGAUCAGAGCCAAAGCAGCGUUAG
This is a messenger RNA of Sphenostylis stenocarpa, 1176 nucleotides long. The record is from the annotation of a GenBank genome assembly. Lineage: Eukaryota; Viridiplantae; Streptophyta; Magnoliopsida; Fabales; Fabaceae.